This is a messenger RNA of Penicillium cataractarum, 540 nucleotides long. RefSeq lists its product as uncharacterized. NCBI's taxonomy places the organism in Eukaryota, Fungi, Ascomycota, Eurotiomycetes, Eurotiales, Aspergillaceae. The record is from RefSeq and is a predicted model, not a curated record. The transcript is spliced from 2 exons. Bases 1 to 540 code for a protein of 179 amino acids.
AUGGAGCAUCGGGCGAAGAUCGGACCACGAUCGUCUGAGUGCCGACUGCUCGGGUACUACGAACCUAAUCAGUAUAAGCUUUAUAAAGUACACUCUGGAAGGACUAUCUUUUCCCGUGAUGUCGAGUUCGAUAAAAGGACCCCUAUGGUGCCACUUAUCCAGGGGGAAAUAGGUAACGACCUCCCGGACAACGCUCCUCUAUUACCUAUCUUUCCUGAACUAAUGCUACCUCUAUCUGGUGGGCUACCUACGCCGCCGCCAUCUCCUGAUAAACUAGAGAACGCUACUCCUUAUAAGCGAGUUAAUAACGUGCCGUCUGAUUCUGAACCGGUUGAUGUUCCCUUACUAGUUAAUCUAAUCCAGCACGAAACAGAGGCCACACAGGACCUUGGUUAUUCUUUAUAUAGCCGAAGACGAAGACCUUCUAGGCGUCUCUUAGAGUCUCUAGGUAAGGUGUAUACGAUAGGGACAUCGAAUGUAACUAUCGUAAAAGACGUGGAUCCUCUAACCUUCCACGAAGCUGUGUUAGGACCUAAUUAG